Messenger RNA from Lineus longissimus, 5678 nucleotides. RefSeq names its product protein O-mannosyl-transferase TMTC3-like. The record is from RefSeq and is a predicted model, not a curated record. Gene Ontology annotation, cellular component: endoplasmic reticulum. Bases 118 to 2712 code for a protein of 864 amino acids. The transcript has 19 exons. Gene Ontology annotation, biological process: protein O-linked glycosylation via mannose. Gene Ontology annotation, molecular function: mannosyltransferase activity; protein binding. Lineage: Eukaryota; Metazoa; Nemertea; Pilidiophora; Heteronemertea; Lineidae.
ACACGUUAGUCGUCGUGCAGUUUAUCGUCCUGCUAAGAUCAGCUGAUUCUAACGGAACCUAAGCUGGAUUUGUUUGAAAUUGUGUCAGUAUAAUCUUAUAGAUAUAAUUUAACCGCAAUGGACAACCUAACGAAGUAUUCCUGCAUUGUCUUCGCGGUGGUGGUCGUCUGUUACUACAACUCGCUGCAUUGUGGGUUCGUGUUUGAUGACGCAUCGGCCGUCAAGACGAAUAAGGACUUGCGGCCGCAUACACCGCUACAGAAUCUGUUCUUCAAUGACUUCUGGGGAACACCCAUGAUGAAGGAGCAAAGCCACAAGUCAUAUCGGCCCCUGUGCGUGCUGACAUUCCGCCUCAACUAUGCUUUCUCAGAGCUUGAACCCAUGUCAUACCAUCUCGUCAACAUGAUUCUCCACGGAAUAGUCAGCAUCAUGUAUCUCAGAGUGAGCAUGCUGUUCCUGGAGGAAGUGCCUAGUUUCGUUGCUAGUUUACUCUUUGCUGUUCACCCAGUUCAUGUAGAGGCAGUAACUGGUGUGGUUGGCCGAGCCGAACUGUUGUCCUCUAUCUUUGGGCUUGGCGCGUUCCUAUGUUACGCACAGUGCAGUAAGGCAGGAGCUGGCCUAGAUUUGAAGAAGUUACUGAUCGCGUUUAUCUUGGUAACUAUGGCAACGCUUUGUAAAGAGACCGGCAUCACGAUCGUUGGCGUGUGCUGUGUUUAUGAAAUCUUCGUCGCUCAAAAGAAAAAUGCGCAGGAUGUUUUGGAUAUACUAAUGAAUUUUAUACGAGGGAAACCGUUUGUUCCACCAUGGUUACGAGAAGCGAUAAUACGUGGCAGCUUCCUGGUGUUCAGUACCAUGGGUCUAUUGAUAAUACGUCUCAGAGUCCAGGGGGUACAGCUUCCUCAGUUUACCAAUUUUGACAAUCCAGCCGCAGUGGCUGCGAGUCCAGCCCGGCAGCUCACAUUGAACUACUUGAUUCCUGUGAAUGCUUGGUUGCUUUUAUGCCCCUCUGCCCUGUGUGCCGACUGGUCGAUGGGAACCAUUCCACUUGUGAUGUCACUCCUUGAUGUCCGAAAUCUUGCCACCUUAGUGUUUUACAUGGUUUUGGGAAAGUUUGCCCUGUAUGCAGCUUUCUAUCGUGGAAAAAGAGCUCGUGCAUUAGUUAUGUCUCUUGCAUUCAUGGUGCUUCCAUUUAUCCCGGCUGCCAAUCUGUUCUUUGCCGUUGGCUUUGUGGUGGCCGAGAGGGUCCUCUACACGCCUAGUAUGGGAUUCUGCAUGUUGGUGGCGCUAGGCUUUCAAUUAUUAACUCGAGCUCGAGAUAGUGAGACAUUGAAGAAAUUUUUAUGGGGCGUAUUGGCCUUGCUGGUAUUUAUGCAUGGAUUAAAAACACAUGUCAGAAAUUUUGACUGGCAGUCAGAACUAUUACUCUUUAAGUCGGGAUUAAAAGUGAAUCGUCACAAUGCAAAGUUAUUCAACAAUGUUGGCCAUGCGCUAGAGGGUGACAAAAAGUGGGAUGAGGCUCUUGCUUAUUUCACAAAAGCUGCAGAGGUUCAGCCAGAUGAUGUUGGUGCUCAUAUCAACGUAGGAAGGACCUACAUGAAUCUCAAUAUGGACUCGGAUGCUGAGAAGGCAUACAGGAAGGCCCUGGCGCUCAUGCCAGCUCCUAAGAAGGGUGAAACCUAUACCACCCGAAUCAACCCAAACUAUCUGAAUGUCUACCUCAACAUGGGUAAUAUGCUUGCCAAGAAUGUGUCAAGGCUAGAAGAAGCAGAUACUUUAUACAAAAGAGCAAUCAGCAUGAGGGCUGAUUAUAUAGAAGCUUAUAUCAACAGAGGAGAUGUGCUUAUGAAGCUGAAUAGAACCAAAGAAGCACAACAAACAUAUGAGACAGCUUUGAAAUAUCAGGCAGAUAAUGCUGAUCUCUAUUAUAAUCUUGGUGUGGUCCUCUUAGAAAGGGGCGACCGCAUGGCAGCAUACCAACAGUUUGAGCUGGCUCUCAAACACGACCCGGAUCACAAACAAACAUUAUUCAACUCGGCAGUGCUGAUACAAGAGGCAGGCGAGCCAAAGCUCAGGCCACAGGCUUAUAAAAGGUUAAAACAACUUCUGAAGUUGGAUCCCGAUGAUGCCAAGAUCUACUUCAAUCUUGGUAUGUUGUAUACAGAUGACAAGAGGUUUGAAGAAGCUGUGACAUACUUCAAAAAAGCUAUUGAGCUUCAAGAAGACUUCCGUGGUGCUUUGUUCAAUCUUGCCUUGUUGCUGAGCAACGACUUGUCAAAACCACUAGAUGCUGUACCAUUCCUUCAACAGUUAUUAAAGUUCUACCCUAAUCAUACGAAGGGUUUGAUCCUGAUGGGUGAUAUCAACGUGAACCACCUCAAAGAUAUAGAUGCAGCUGAAACGAAUUUUAGAAAAAUAUUAGAAUAUGAUCCGUACGAUGUCCAGGCGAAUCAUAACUUAUGUGUCGUUUUCGUCGAGCGUGGGGAUCUCAUGCGAGCCGAGAAAUGCCUUGUUUAUGCACUCUCAUUGGCACCUCACGAAGACUACAUUAAAAAUCACUUAAAUACUGUGCGGAAUCGAAUAUAUCAUGCUCAAAAAGCCCACCAAGAGCAGCAGAGGAUGAAGGCACAAGAAGAUGCUCAACAGCAACAGAGCGCUGAUCAAAAUGGAAAUGGAAGGACGAAUGGUGCAAAAGUAGGGCAAGGAGAAACAUGAUCCAACUUCUGCUGUAGGGAAUUGCAAGUUUUUAACAUCUUUGGGACAAGUUUAUUCUAAAGAAAAGACAAUGUAAUCUAUGUAUGUAGGUUUUGAUUGAUUUUGGAUUUCACAUAUGUUUCCAACUUUGUACACUCUGUCAUCGGGAUGUUAAAAACUUGCAACAAGAAAAAAUGUGCAUUUUAUACCUGAGGUACCUUUGUCCUGGAGUGGAUUGGUCUUCUGCUGUGUGAAUACUGUGAAAAGGAUGAAUCUAUUCCAAGACAUGGGGGCCAAGGUUUGCCAAGAAGGGGCCAUAUAAUUUCAUUUCAAUUCUUGUAAAGCAUAAUACUGAGCCAUGUUUUUAAAAUGUGAUCAUGUGUCUUUGUCAUUAUAUGUGGUAGUGAUUAUUGUUGUGCACUAAGUGCGGUUGUUUUGUUGUUUAGAAGCCUGUAGCUUUGGGGAUUAGGUUUGCAAAUUUAGUUAAAAAGACUAGGAACUUCGAAGUCUGAGAGGUUGAAUUCUUUUUAAAAGGUACUGAACAAGUGUGUCAGUCAAGUUUGGGUUAUAAUUUCGUUUCUUAGGCACCUCAUUCCAAUCUCUGCAUUAACCCCUUUCUCUGUGUGGUGAAACUUAGCUUUUGGGGAGAUUUAGAUGGACUUUAGGUGAUGACGGCAGAAUCAGAAUACAGAUUUGUAGAAAAUAGCUUGUAUUCUGUAUUUAUAUAUAAAACGUAAUUCAACGGAGUGAGUUCGUAUUGGGACUUUCCAUGGUGUGAAGUGAGUUUGUGUGAAGUGUGUGUUGUGUUGCAUCUUUUUGUUCAAAUUAGAAAUAUUAUGUAUUUGGCGCCACACGAUAAGGGAAUGCUCUACAUCGCUGAAACAUUUAAUAUAUCCUCACUACUGGAAGCCAAGUUCAUGAAAUUGGGCAUUAUCAAUAAUAUAUAUGAGAAAAAACACACAAGGGAAGGAUGACCUUGAGAACAGUUGUAGUAAGUGUUGCCUGUUAUGCUAAUAAGACCAAAGUUUGUAAAUAGAAAUAUAUUGAUGGAGUAAAUUACUCUGGAAUUAUUAAGAUUGUAAAUAGAAUUUCACGAAUCUCAUUUGUAUUGCUAUGGAUACAGAUAUGUUAGCGCUCAGGUUAAAGGUUAUUGUAUGUUUUGUGCUACUGCUGUUGUCUUGUCAGUGAUGUUAGCCUUCGUAGUCGUAGCAGAGUGGUAACUUUUGGUAAUGAAAAGUUUAUAUCUCGCAUCCUAUGAAAGUACAUGUAAGAUGUAUCAGAUUUGUUUCUUAUCAAGCCAACAAACUAGUGUGACACUUAUUCAAAGGGAUUGAUACAGCUUAGCAGGCGUUUCUGUCCUGAUGGUUGCUCUAUCUGUUUCCAGUGUUCGAUUUUCUUCCAAAUCCUGCUUCCAGUUUUAAAAUAUCUUCAAGCAGUAUGGCAUAUCAAUAAAAUGCAAGCACGUGAAACAGACAAAGUUGGUCAAAAGUGCCUGUCUUCCUGAUUUCACUUGCUUGGGAAAGGGAAUUGUAAAUCUUAUGCUUAAGCUCAUGAUAUAAUGUGCUCAACUUGAAGUCAAUUCUGUUUGACUCGAUUAUUUUCCUCUCUUGUGGUGAUGUUAAGAGUUGUCAUUUUCUGUAGUCAGUAGUUAAAAUUUGGGGAAUUGAUUCUUGCCGCAACUCCACUACUCGUACAUUGUAAUCAUAGGCGAAAAUGGUUAAUUUUUGAGAACCUUUCAGAUUUAAAAUAAACUUGUGUAAUUCUUUCUUUUGCUUUGUAAUUAAGUGGUGCAAUAGUUCUAAGUGUUAUCAAGUAUGUAUACAUACUUGGUGUUAUACAUCCCUAUGGACCAAGAAUGAACUUUUCCAAUCAAUAGAGAAUGCAUAGAGUUGGGAUGUGUUCAGUUUGGUCCUCGGAGAGGACAGGUAUCAAGUGCUGAUGUAGAUUUAUAGAUGUUAGUCAUGCUAGGAAUUAAGAUAGAUGUGAUGAUGUGUCUGCCAUUCACGUUUACCAAUCAUAAGCAUAAUAAUAAUAAUGAAUGUCUAAAGCCAAUGGUACCCCCCAGAUUUGUAAAUUCGACUUCGGGCAAAAAGUGUUUGUAUUUGCCCAGUUGAGACAUAGGCCUGUUGGAGGCAUUGGGUCCCUGAACCAAGCCAUCGCCACUCUCUUCCUACAUACACCUGUAAGACGGGUCCCUCUGCCAUAUGUUUUACUUCCUCUGGACUACCCUUGGCUUUAGGCGGUUCUAGUGAUUAAUUGUAACUGAGCGUAAAUUCUUGCCGACAGAUGAUUGUGCCAUGUGUAGUGAUGUAUGCAUCGGUUGAUUCUUGAUCAACUGUGUGUUCUUCCACGUUUUCAGUAUUUAGAUAUGAUUUCAUUGUAAUGAACUGUGAUUUUUGAUGAGAAAGCAAACGAUAUACAGUGACGAGCGGAUUUCUUUGAGAACAUUGAACAUUUGAGGACACUAAUAUUAGACGUGAAAUGUCCUCAGAAAACUCCUGCAAUUAUACCCCUUUCCUUGGCUUCUCUAAUGCUGUCACAAUUUUUACUGGUCAGCAGUAACAUGCCUUGGCGCGUGCAACAGAUUCCUGUUCGUUAUCAGACAUAUGUUAUUCCAUUCCAUCCUGUGUAUUUUCAGGCAUUGUAGAUUCGAGUUCAAAAAUCCUGGUAAAUCUCGUGGCAUUGCGUCAUCAGAAAUACACAUUAGACAUCACUGUGUUGCACAGAAGGUGUGUUACUUUUGACUAGAACUGUUAUUUGAAGCUCGAUUUAUUUUAGAUAUCAGAUGACUUGGUCUCGAUCUAACAUCCUAGAUAUGACAAGCCUGUCAAAUAUACUUGAUGUCAUGAUUCGCUAUCUCUUUGAGACACCCUGUAUUUGAUGUAUUUGUGAGAGUAUUCUCAAAUAGAAGAUGAUUUAUAUUUAUUAUGGGUAUUGGAGACGAAGAAAACAUUAAAAUUAAAUUGAAGUAUUUUUAUACCAAAGUA